Messenger RNA from Triplophysa dalaica, 1774 nucleotides. RefSeq names its product lipase, gastric (gene lipf). NCBI's taxonomy places the organism in Eukaryota, Metazoa, Chordata, Actinopteri, Cypriniformes, Nemacheilidae. The record is from RefSeq and is a predicted model, not a curated record. Gene Ontology annotation, molecular function: hydrolase activity, acting on ester bonds. The coding region runs from base 152 to 1345 and encodes 397 amino acids. The transcript is spliced from 10 exons.
GGCUGAUUGAUUAAAGCCCUUGAAGAACAGUAGUAAGUUAUGUGAUCUCAUUGUCAGCUGAUGUCAAAGCAUUUCAGCAUUAUCAGUGGUCAGUACAGCAAACGACUGAUUCCAGUUUGGUGCUGUGGAGAUACGAAUCGAAGUUAAGAAAAUGGCAUGGCUGGGGUUUUCCUUGGCAGUGAUCACAUUUGGGAUGGCUGAGUGCAGACCAUCUUUCAAAGACGAUGGAGGGCUGGACCCUGAAGUCAAUAUGAACAUUACUGAGAUCAUAAGACACUGGGGCUACCCGGCUGAAGAAUUUGAAGUGGUCACAGAUGAUGGGUACAUCCUGAGCAUCAACCGAAUCCCACACGGGGUCAAAUACCAGGCCUGGCAAGAAGGCAAACCUGCAGUGUUCCUUCAACACGGUCUUCUUGCUGCUGGGAGUAACUGGGUGACGAACCUCCCCAAUACGAGCCUGGGCUUCCUGUUAGCAGAUGCUGGAUUCGACGUGUGGAUCGGCAACAGCCGUGGGAACACCUGGUCCAGAAAACAUAAACACCUCAACCCUGAUACGAAGGAAUACUGGGAGUUUAGUCAUGACGAAAUGGCCAAGAAGGAUCUUCCAGCAGUGAUAAACUUCAUUACAGAGACCACUGGCCAGAAGCAAAUCUUUUACGUGGGCCAUUCCCAGGGAACCACUAUUGCCUUCAUGGCUUUCUCCACGAUGCCGGAGCUGGCCAGCAAAAUCAAGAUGUUCUUUGCUCUGGCGCCUGUUGCCACAGUGGCAUUGACAAAAAGCCCUAUGACUAAGUUGUCUUUCAUCCCAGAGUUUCUCAUUUGGGAUCUGUUUGGACGGAAAGACUUCUUUCCCCAGAAUGAACUGAUCAAGUUUUUUGCCACCGAGUUCUGCAGUAGAAAGCCUUUAAGUGUGCUUUGUGGAAACGUCUUCUUUCUCCUGUGCGGUUUUGAUGAGAAGAACCUGAACAUGAGCAGAACUCCGGUGUACACAACACACUGCCCAGCCGGAACCUCGGUGCAGAACAUGGUCCACUGGGCUCAGGGUGUGAAAACUGAUAAACUGACAGCGUACGAUUAUGGAAAAACUGGAAAUAUGGCACAUUAUAAUCAGUCGACCCCUCCUGUGUACAACAUACAGGAGAUGAUGGUACCCACGGCUCUGUGGUCUGGUGGGCAGGACACGUUAGCAGAUCCUCAGGAUGUGGCUUUGCUGCUUACACAGAUACCAAAACUGGUGUAUCACCGCAACAUUGAACACUGGGAGCAUCUGGAUUUCAUCUGGGGUAUGGACGCCCCACAGGAGAUGUACAACAAAAUGAUAGAAAUGAUGAGGGAGCACGUAUGACAAGGACAUUCCAUUUUAACAUCAGGUUUUAUCAGCAGCUUUCGCUUUAAACAUUAAUUCUAACAUUUUGUCUUGUUUUUAUGUGUCCUCGGAGCAAAAACUUAUGUUCUACCCUCUGUGCUGUAAGCAAAUUAUCUUUUUGUUUUAGGUGCUAAUAACAUAUUACAGUCGUGAUGAUCACUUCUUGCCUACUGUGUUGAUAAAGGAAUUCAAAAAGGAAAAGCACCUGUUCAUCCUUGCUUGUACUAACCACUACUAGAUAAUCUGACUGUACUGUACUGUUUAAUGCCCUUGUUAUGCAAUUGAAACAUGAUGUUGCUCAUUUGCUUUUACAGAUGGUUAAUAGUAAAAAAAGUAAUGUUUACAAACCAUGACAUGAAAACCCAAUAAACAUGAAACAGACAUUUAAUAAUAAAUAACCUAAAGUAA